GGUAAAGGAGCAGGAGUUGCAGUUGCAGUAGGAGAGGGAGCAGAGGGAGCAACAGCGGCAGCAACAGCAACAGCAGCAGCAGCGGCGGAGUCGACUUGCAGCAGGAACUCGAUGAGCUCAGGUGCGUGUUGUCAAUGUCAUGAGGGUCAGCUUGACGGCCAUUGGCUGUUGGGCCUGCCGAUGAUAGCUUCUUUUUGUUCCUUCUUUGUUCCAGCACUGUUGCUUCCUUACCUCAGCAGCAGCUGUCACUGCCUCGCGUUUGCACUUUAACUUUCUUUGCACACACCCACAUACAACACGUCAGGGCGGAAUAGAAAGAAAGCUCUUUGACCUGGUCGAGACCGCAGAUCGCUCAUCCACCCCAACUGUCCCUUCUUGUUACCCAUGAUUUUCAACACCGGAGUAGCAACAGAGACAGAAAGAGAGAGAGAAAAAACUGCUGCUGCUUCUGCUGUGUCGUCGCGAGAGCAAAACGUGUACUGAUGGCGUCACAAGAUGCGGUUGUAGCCGAUGCUUCCCUGCUCAAAAAGCAUUCCAGAAUCGUGUCAGUCGUCACCGAGCGCUACUCGUAUCCCGGCGUCCGUGUCUUCUACCGAGCUCACCCCAAAGCCGCAUCGCUACCUCCCCAGCUUCCUCUGGUCGUCUUCAUACACGGACUCGGCGGCCAGAUCCAACAGUUUCGACACCUGAUAGAGUACCUGGUUCACUUCUCACACGUUCUCGCGAUUGAUCUUCCCGGAUGCGGCGCGUCCGACUUCGACCCGAAGGACUGGGACGCUUACUCCACGGAUGCCCUGUGCGCACUUGUCGCUAAGGUCGUGGGCCAAUACCGAGGGGACAACCAGAAGGUGGUCGUGAUAGGCCACUCCAUGGGGUGUGCGCUCGGAGCUACACUAGUCACUAAGGGCGGGCUGCUGGAGGGCAUAUGCUCAGGAUUCGUGGCGAUAUCCCCGAAGGCCGUCAUCACCGAGAAGGAACAGAAGGCUGCUGCAGCGGCUGUGAAGCUUCCCGAAUUUGCGUUCAACAUGUUCCGUGCCUGGGAUCGACGGGGCGGCAUCAACUCGAAGUCGGUGAUGCGUUUCGUGGGAAAGAACGCUUCCGAGGAUGUGAGGAGGAUGCAGUUGCACUUCAACGAGCAGUCGCGGACUCCGGUGUGGCGGAGAAUGGUGAGCGGCAUCAAGCUGCCAUCCCGAGAGCAGUGGAGGGCAAUCAAGCUUCCGAUUCUGUUGCUGGGAGCCAUCGAGGACAAGGUCACGACCGUGGGGGAGCUCGACAUGAUCCACUCGUGGUUCGAUCCGAAGAAAACCACCAGUUCGGUGUCCAGCCAGGAUUCGAGCGGCUCCGAUCGGCCCGUCUCCGUGGUCAAGAAGUGCAUCAUCCCAGAUGCCGGCCACGGCGUCAUGUACGAGUCCCCAAAUGUUCUGUGCGGACUGGUGGGUGAGUUCCUGUCGAAGCAUGUCGAUGAAACGCUCUCCCUUGGGUGGCAGCUCCUCUACCUGAAGGAAGACAAGUGGCUCCUCAAGAACCUGGAAAAGUGGACGCGGAUCCAAUCGGUAUCCCCCCGGAUCGUCAAGAGGGCUGGCGCCGGGAAGCCAAUCCCGUCGCCGUUCAGAGCGAUGAAGACUCUAAGGCAGAAUGAUCCCGACGGGCACAACCCGAUAGAAUUCUGUCAGAGGUGGACAGAUGUGCGGGACAUCAUCGACAUCUCGCAUGAGACGCCGCCUUAUGAUCCGGAGACAUUCGGUGGCGAUCUCAACUAUCACAAGUAUCCUACCGUUUCCAAGAUUCCCCCCACGCUCGACGAAGUUACGGGGUUCAUCAAGCUCGUCGACUCGAUCCGCGAAGCGAGGAAAUACGACGAGAAUAGUGUCAUUGCCUGUCAUUGCCACUAUGGGUUCAACAGAACGGGAUUUUUCAUCUGCACCUAUCUGAUCGAGCGGCUCGGCUUCAGUGUUCAGGAGGCGAUCGAAGCGUUCAAGGAGGCGCGGCCGCCCGGAAUUCGACACCCACACUUCAUCAAUGAGCUCUUUGAGAGGUAUUGUCUGGGUCUGCUGAGAGCACCGACGUUCUGAACUUGGCAUCUCGGCGUCUUGGCGCGGAUGGCUUGGUUUUGUUUUGUUACUUGAAUUUCUUUUUAUUUGAUUUGAACUCGUUUCUUUUUGUCUUUUCGGAACUAUUUCCUAGUUGCGGGUGUUUACGUGGUUACGUGUCUGAUAUCCGUUUGUUUGCGCGCAUGUUCAGGCUGGUGUUUCUCGUUAGGUUUUGAGGCGUCUUGUAUUGUUUCGGUUGAUCGGAGUCGCUCGUCGUCGGUGACAACUGGGGGGCUUCAUGGAAUCAUAUGUACUUCUGGCGCUCUGUAUUCUAGACUUUGGCUUGCUUGAAUGAUUAUUUUUUGCGAGGGACGGUGUCAUGUGUCUGCCG
Molecule: messenger RNA, 2421 nt
Organism: Tricharina praecox
Lineage: Eukaryota; Fungi; Ascomycota; Pezizomycetes; Pezizales; Pyronemataceae
Product: Alpha/Beta hydrolase protein
Exons: 4
Coding region: 483-2072 (529 amino acids)
Biological process (GO): dephosphorylation
Molecular function (GO): protein tyrosine/serine/threonine phosphatase activity
Source: RefSeq, a predicted model, not a curated record